GAGAAGAAGGCGAAUUCCAAAGCAGGGAGAGCCGACUCCAGAUCGCCCGCUCAUGGACCGCAGCGCAGAGUUCGGCCGAUGGAAGGCGCAGAGUCUGAGCAAAGCGGACCUUAGCCGGAAGGGCAGUGUGGAUGAGGACGCGGUGGAGGUGGUGGAGCUCCUGAAUUCGCGGGAAGAGUUUUUCACCACCAGCUCCUGCGCGGGCCGCAUCCUCCUUCUGGACGGGAGCACAGAUGGGUCUGGAGUUCAGAAACAACACUGCUGCUGGCUGCUGGUCACACACAAACCUUGUGCAAAAGAUGAUGUGAUGACAGCUCUGAAGGGUGCCACCAGCGAUGCUGUUUUGAAGUUUGAACCUUUUAUCCUCCAUGUGCAAUGCCGGACACUGCAGGACGCACAAACCCUGCACUCCGUGGCAGUCGACUUUGGCUUCAGGAACUCGGGCAUCACCGUGGGCAAGCGGGGGAAGAUCAUGCUGGCUGUCCGGAGUACACAUGGAUUGGAAGUCCCAUUAACCCACAAGGGAAAGCUGAUGGUGACAGAGGAAUAUAUUGAGUUCCUAUUAACUACAGCAAAUCAGAAAAUGGAGGAAAACAAGAGAAGAAUUGGAAGGUUUUAUAACUGCCUACAACAUGUUGUCAAAAGAGAAACCAUUUCAAACUCACAUUCCAAGGGCAAAGAGAAAAAUAACUCACUUUGUACUCGUAAGAAUAAGAGGAACCAAGGAAAAGGACACGACCCGUCUACUACUGAAGACGAUGGAAGGGAGCUGGAAGGUGGGGAUGGCUUGGAAAUCAGUGCCACACUCUUCCUGGGAGAUGACUAAGACUCGGCACAGUAUAGUGUCUGGUACACAGUGCUGCUCUUUACAAGAGCAUCAAGGUUUGCUGAAAGCAUCAAGCCUUCAGGAGGCAAGAAUUAAUUUCUCUGAUUAGAGAAACUUAAGUGUAAAUGGCUUUUCAAAGUAGCUGUGUGUAUGUUUGCUCUCUGAAGACUGCUUUUUUAAGUAUGUUGGGAGUCACUCUACAAAUAAACGUAAAACUUCUUGUGUC
This is a messenger RNA of Grammomys surdaster, 1052 nucleotides long. It is a transcript of the gene Tyw3, whose product is annotated as tRNA-yW synthesizing protein 3 homolog. The record is from RefSeq and is a predicted model, not a curated record. Gene Ontology annotation, biological process: tRNA methylation. Gene Ontology annotation, molecular function: tRNA methyltransferase activity. The transcript is spliced from 6 exons. NCBI's taxonomy places the organism in Eukaryota, Metazoa, Chordata, Mammalia, Rodentia, Muridae. Gene Ontology annotation, cellular component: cytoplasm. Bases 53 to 826 code for a protein of 257 amino acids.